Glossina fuscipes is the source of this 1073-nucleotide messenger RNA. Its product is annotated as circadian clock-controlled protein daywake-like. Bases 54 to 806 code for a protein of 250 amino acids. The transcript has 4 exons. NCBI's taxonomy places the organism in Eukaryota, Metazoa, Arthropoda, Insecta, Diptera, Glossinidae. The record is from RefSeq and is a predicted model, not a curated record.
UUCUACAACGGAUCAGUGUCGCGAAAAAUUUAACUCAUAAAUUCUAUAUUAAAAUGUGUAAACAAGAUUCGAGAUCAACUAUUUUUCUAAUAUUGUGUGGACUUUCUUAUAUCUUCGCUUCUGAUUUACCGCCUGAAAUUCAAAAAUGUAAAACUGGCGAUCACGCAUGUAUCACUCAAAGGAUAAACGAAGUAAUACGUUUGUAUCCUAAAGGGAAUCCCACGUUCGGUUUGGACGAUUUCUCAUUAAUAAAACUGAAUAAAAUUUCAGCGGCCAAGAAGUCAAGCAAUUCACCAGUGCAGUUAAAUUUUAUUCUUUCCAACUUGGAAUUAAGGGGCAUAGAGAAAUUAACAAUGUUUAGCAGCAAAGGUUUCGUCAAAGAUAUCAAAAAUAUUGAACUCGAUUUUAAUAUACCAUUGCUCAGAAUCAAUUCGCUCUAUGAACUUGACGGGAAACUACUGCUAUUACCCAUUAAAGGAAAAGGCAAUGUAGAGGUUAUAUUGCACGAUGCGCACUUUGUAGUUACAAUUAAUGUGGAAUUGGAAAAGCGUCAAGGCAAAAAUUACAUCAAAUUUAAGAAAUUGGUCGCUAAGGUGGAACCAAAAAGUACAACAUUUAAAUUUGAAAACUUAUUCGAUGGGAAUAAAGAAUUGACGGAUGCUACAAAUAAAGUGUUAACUGACAGUUGGCAAGAUGUGUGGAAUGAAUUGGGGAAAGAUUUCAACCAAGGAUUCGCAGAUGCCCUUUACCUUAUUUUAACGCCAGUAGCGGACUCCAUAUCAUAUGAUGAUUACUUUGCAGAUUAAAUUCCAUUUUCUAUCAUUUUACAGAGCUUUCUUUAGUUCUGCAAACGUUUAAAUUGGGCUUAUGGAGUAGUGUAUAUGUUAUAGUCAAAUAAAUAUAAAUAAAAUUUUGAAUCAAAGCUUCCUGCGAUGUAUACCUUAUUUUUUUACAGAGAUAACUUUUAUAGAGUAUAUGCACCAAACUCACUGAACAAUUCCUAUUUGGUUUAGGUGAAUGCUGCAGCACUCAUUUUCAUUACAUGAGACUAAUGAAUUGAAUUCUUAGACUAA